AUGGCGUCUUUCAUAUCGUUGGCUACGGUGGCCAGCUUGCUUGCCGUGCUCCCCACCUCCAUGGCAGCAUUCAGCCCAGGCUCACGCAACAACGCAUUCAGCCCAGGCUCACUGAACAACACGUUCAGCCCAGGCUCACAGAAAAACAUUGCCAUUUACUGGGGUCAAAACUCGAUCAACCAAGGCAGCGGCCCUCUCGCCCAAAAGCGUCUUGGAUACUAUUGCGAGAACACCGAUAUCAACGUUAUCCCGGUCGCGUUCAUGAAUGGCAUAACUCCUGCCAUCACAAACUUUGCGAAUGCAGGCGAUAACUGCACAGCGUUUGCUGACAACAAAGACGUCUUGAACUGCCCCCAAAUUGAAGAGGACAUCAAGACGUGCCAGGACAAACACAGCAAGACAAUCGUGCUAUCUCUCGGCGGAGCUACUUACUCUCAGGGCGGCUGGUCCAGCCCUAGUGAGGCCGAGGCUGCGGCACAGACGGUAUGGGAUAUGUUUGGACCCGUGCAGUCGGGAAACAAGGUCAACCGUCCCUUUGGCAGCGCCGUUGUUGAUGGCUUCGACUUUGACUUUGAGAGCACCACCAACAACCUCCCCGCUUUUGGUGCCAAACUGCGCAGCCUCAUGGACGGUGCGGGAGGCAAGAAAUUUUACCUGGCUGCUGCCCCUCAGUGCGUCUUCCCCGACGCAGCCGUGGGCGCCGCUCUUGAUGCCGUCGCGUUUGACUUUGUCAUGAUUCAGUUUUACAACAACUGGUGUGGCGUGUCCAACUUCAAGGAGAACGCGACCACGCAAGACGCCUUCAACUUUGACGUCUGGGACAAGUGGGCGCACGGCAGCAAGAACCCCGACGUGAAGCUCCUGCUAGGCAUUCCCGCGGCUCCAGGUGCUGGCGGCGGAUACACCGAGGGCUCCAAGCUCAAGGCGGCCAUCAACUACUCGCAAAAGUUUUCCAGCUUUGGCGGCGUCAUGAUGUGGGACAUGUCGCAGCUCUACUCCAACAGUGGCUACUUGAAGGAGGUGCUUUCCGACAUUGCGGGCGGCCCAACAACGACUGUCCCUCCUGGGACAACAACGACCUCAAGCCCGUGUACCACUUCAUCUCCGCCUCCGUCCGGUGGACUGGAUAAGUAUGCUCAGUGUGGUGGAAAUGGCUACAACGGUCCAACAGUGUGCAAGGCUCCGUACACUUGCGUCAAGCUGAGCGAUUGGUGGUCGUCCUGCAAAUAA
Molecule: messenger RNA, 1230 nt
Organism: Beauveria bassiana ARSEF 2860
Lineage: Eukaryota; Fungi; Ascomycota; Sordariomycetes; Hypocreales; Cordycipitaceae
Product: chitinase-like protein
Exons: 5
Coding region: 1-1230 (409 amino acids)
Biological process (GO): carbohydrate metabolic process
Cellular component (GO): extracellular region
Molecular function (GO): cellulose binding; chitinase activity
Source: RefSeq, a predicted model, not a curated record